AUUUAAUAUCAAUCGAAAUGAUAAAACGGGCGUUUAUUUUAUGUACUCCCCAUGGUGACGCACUAAUACACAAUGGCAAGGUACACAAAUGUAAAUCCGAAGAUGGAUUAAAAGAAUUUAUCGUCGAAAGAGCUUUACUUGAAAACGUUGGCAAUGAACCGUUCCUCGUCAUGAUUGAUGGUACAGUGUACAGCAUCCCUACUGAUGAAUACAUUCCUGUGCACGAAGACAAAGCACCUCUUGGCGGACAAGAUCCUACACUUAAGUCAUCGUUAAAAACUCGCCACCAGCAAACAAUAUACCAACGGUUCGGUAAUCUGAGGUGGUGGGCAAAAUGCAUUCGUCACUAAGCGUGAUAUAUGGCGCUACAUUGCUUCGCAGAUGUCCAAACGUGGCUACCAGUUGGAUGAAACACAAGUGGAAAAUCGUCUUAAGUCGUGCAUCGAGUGUUUAAGAACUCCUCUGCCAUAAAUUCACCUACAAAGAAAUCCUUUGU
This is a messenger RNA of Anopheles coustani, 496 nucleotides long. RefSeq lists its product as uncharacterized. The transcript has 3 exons. The record is from RefSeq and is a predicted model, not a curated record. Lineage: Eukaryota; Metazoa; Arthropoda; Insecta; Diptera; Culicidae. The coding region runs from base 18 to 350 and encodes 110 amino acids.